Messenger RNA from Prunus persica (peach), 981 nucleotides. RefSeq lists its product as uncharacterized. Bases 1 to 981 code for a protein of 326 amino acids. Lineage: Eukaryota; Viridiplantae; Streptophyta; Magnoliopsida; Rosales; Rosaceae. The record is from RefSeq and is a predicted model, not a curated record. The transcript has a single exon.
AUGGGUAUCGUUGUUCUUCUUGUUUAUGUGGAUGAUAUUGUCAUCACUGGCUCUGACUUGGAGGCAAUCUCUGCAAUUCAGACUUUGUUGCAUUCUACUUUCCACAUGAAAGAUCUUGGUCAGCUCACUUAUUUCUUGGGUUUAGAGGUCCAUCAUCACCCUCAUGGUCUCUUCUUGCAUCAGCACAAGUACAGUCAAGAUCUGGUUCAGUUAGCCGGCCUCACCAACACUACUUCCGUUGACACUCCCAUGGAACUUAAUGUGAAAUAUCGACGUGACGACGGGGAGCUUCUUGAGGAUCCUACUACCUAUCGGAAGCUGGUUGGUAGUCUUAUCUAUCUAACCAUCACCCGACCAGACAUCUCUUAUGCUGUUCACACUGUCAGCAAGUUCAUGCAAGCCCUGAGGCAUCACCAUCUCUCUGCCGUUCGCCGCAUCAUUCGCUAUAUUCUUGGCACACCUAGUCGUGGCUUGUUCUUCCCUACAGGUUCUUCUCUUCAGCUUCAGGCCUAUAGUGACGCUGAUUGGGCCGGUUGCCCAGACACCAGGAGACCUACUACUGGCUGGUGUAUGUUUCUUGGUGAUGCCCUUAUCUCUUGGAAAUGCAAGAAGCAAGACCACGUCUCCAAAUCAUCUACUGAGGCAGAGUAUCGCGCCAUGUCUGCUGUGUGCUCCGAGAUCAUUUGGCUGUGUGGUCUCCUCACAGAGCUUGGGUUCAAUCCACUUCAUCCUACUCCACUGCAUGCUGACAACACAAGUGCCAUCCAAAUUGCAGCCAACCCCGUCUAUCACGAACGCACCAAGCACAUCGAGGUUGACUGUCACUCCAUCCGAGAAGCCUAUGAUCAUCAGGUUAUCACCCUUCCACAUGUCUCCACUACUCUGCAGAUUGCCGAUAUCUUCACCAAAUCCAUGCCACGUCAGCGCCAUCAUUUCAUCGUUAGCAAAUUGAUGCUUGUCGAUUUCCCAGCAUCAAUUUGA